AUCAAGGGUGUAUCCCUUGUGUCAUGAUGUUUCUUGAGUGACAGAAAACUUAGGGGCAAUAAAGACCCAGACAGCUGUGCUGCUCAAUUUACAGACAGGCCCCUCCAGAGAAACCUGGGAAGAUUCUGCACUAUCAGCUCCCUCUCUGAGGUCAGCACGUGGACCUGACUACUCUUUGGUGCCCAGUCUUGUUGGCAACUAAGAGAGUGGUGAGACAACCUGGCUUUAAGGAGCAGCUACUUCUAGAGUCAGAUCAGUCAAGGGUGCUGAGAACCGGACUCAGAAUCAGAGGAGACAUGAGCAAUCCUCGGCCUUUGGAAGAGGAGGCCUAUGACAUGUCAGGUGCCCGCGUAGCCCUGACGCUGUGUGUCACCAAAGCCCGGGAAGGCUCGGAGGCGGACCUGGUGGCCCUGGAACGCAUGUUCCAGCAGCUGGGAUUUGAGAGUACCAUAAAGAGAGACCCCACUGCUCAGCAAUUCCAGGAAGAACUGGACAAAUUCCAGCAGGCCAUUGAUGCCCGGAAAGACUUCGUCAGCUGUGCUUUCGUGGUGCUCAUGGCACAUGGGCUAGAAGGUCAGCUCGAAGGAGAAGACGAGCAGAUGGUCGAGCUGGAGAACCUGUUCGAGGUUCUAAAUAACAAGAAUUGCCAGGCCCUGAGAGCCAAGCCUAAGGUGUACAUCGUGCAGGCCUGUCGAGGAGAACAAAUGGACCCUGGUGAAACAGUAGGUGGAGGCAACAUUGAGAUGAUCACAAAAGACAGGCCCCAAACCAUCCCAACGUAUACGGACGCCCUCCACAUAUACUCCACAGUGGAGGGGUACCUUUCCUACAGACAUGACAAAGAAGGCUCCUGCUUCAUCCAGACCUUGGUUGAUGUGUUCACAGAGAUGAAAGGACCCAUUCUGGAGCUUCUGAGCGAGGUAACCCGGAGGAUGGCAGAAGCAGAGGUGGUUCAGGAAGGGGAGGCGAAGAAAGUGAACCCUGAAGUACAAAGCACCCUUCGGAAACGGCUCUAUCUGCAAUAGAUGUAGAAAGGACAGGGAGGGGCAUCCUUUUGGGUGCUCUGUCUCCCCCUCAGAUGUUUAAAGGCAGCUCUCACUACUCCCCCAAAAUCUUCUUUUCCCUCCCUCCCCCCCUCAAAGGUAAAUGUCACUCAGUCCUUUCAUCACACCCCUUAUGCAGGUUCAACCUGCCCCUGUCCUUCUUAAAGCAAUCCAGCUAAAACUGAGCACAGGCAUGGUUGUAACAAGAACAUCACCUCCCUCAGGCUGGGCUAUGUACCUCUAUUAACGCAACCAAGAGGGUACUCACUUAUCAGACUUUCUGCUCCUAUGCUUAUCUGAAACUCAUUCUAGCUUUUAUGAAUUAUGCCCGUACAAAUGUAACUGGAUGAAGCUCAAGAUUUUACAUUAAUAAACCAAUGCUCACUCACCUC
Myotis lucifugus (little brown bat) is the source of this 1435-nucleotide messenger RNA. It is a transcript of the gene CASP14, whose product is annotated as caspase 14. Gene Ontology annotation, molecular function: cysteine-type endopeptidase activity. The transcript is spliced from 7 exons. Gene Ontology annotation, biological process: proteolysis. Bases 297 to 1025 code for a protein of 242 amino acids. Lineage: Eukaryota; Metazoa; Chordata; Mammalia; Chiroptera; Vespertilionidae. The record is from RefSeq and is a predicted model, not a curated record.